Molecule: messenger RNA, 2292 nt
Organism: Pieris macdunnoughi
Lineage: Eukaryota; Metazoa; Arthropoda; Insecta; Lepidoptera; Pieridae
Source: the annotation of a GenBank genome assembly
AUGUCUAAACGUUUUUUUCCCCAGAAUUAUGGUGAAAGAAAAAAGGCUAAACUAGAUGUAACUGUGUCUGACCAUAAUUUUCCUCUCAGUCAAAAUUCGACUUCAAAUAAGGCGACAAUCCAGUCCGACGCCUGGGGUGACGAUAAUGAUGAUGAUCUCCUUCUCUUGGCAAGCCAAGCAUGUGAGGACGCCUACAAUGAGCAGAAUAAUAGUACCUUACCUGAUUAUACUUUGUGUAUGCAGCCUGGUUCAUCUAGCACACAAUUUGAGUACUCUGAACCAAGUACUUCUAAGGCUCUAUUCGCCUUUAAAAAGCCAACAUCAAGCCCGUACAGUACAAUAUCAACAAAUUUAAGGAAUAAAUGUGAGCGAAUAUCCUCCCCAUUGCCAGGACUGACAACUAAAGUUAACAAAGAGCAUGUUAAUGUUAGUGAUGACUUUAUUAUAAAUGAUAAUAUAUUUAAAGGCCAGGACUCAGGCCAAUUUUAUAAACAACUUUUGCAACUGCAAGAAGAAAAUGCUAAGUUAAAAUCUGAGAAUGGAAAGUUAUUAGAAAAAUGUGUAACUAAAGAAGGUGAGGCAUCAAUACUUCGAACACAGCUAAAAACAUGUCAAAUAUCUGUGGAUAAUGCUCGUCUGGAGAAGAUUAAGACUCAAGAAAAAGCUCAAAUGGAAUGGACGGAUAAGCUAGGAAAUGCCAACAAGCAGAUAAAUGAUUUAAGGACACAGCUUGAUUUUAAGAAUUUGGAAAUAAUUAGCAUAAAAGAGAAGUGUAAGAUGUUAGAAUCGUCUAAGAUUAAGCUGACACAAGUUACCGUUGGACCAAAUGAUACAUCAUUUAGUCAUAAACAGAACAGUUACAUAGAAAGAGAACCACAAGUGAAAAGGACAAAGAGUACGAACAGUGCGCAGACUGACCAGUCACAAUUUUUGAGGUUCAAUAAAAUGACAAGAAUUGAAGUAUCAAAUCUAAAACAAUUUCUUCCUUUAAUAAUGGAAUCUACUAGCGACCAACAUUCCAUACUGGAAUAUAAUGAAAAAUUAAGAAAAGUGGACGCAUCAGUUAAUAAGUGCCGGGUGUUUAGUACUUUUCAUCGCCUACCCUCCACGCCAAACGCGGGUAGAAGGAAAAAAAGAUGUAGUAUAACCAAUGUGUAUGAAGAUCUCACUUGUAUAGCUAGUGGGAACGGGAUAGAUAGAUAUAAUAAUUUCCUGAAAAUAUUAAAAGACGUGCUAAACGAAGUGUAUAGCGAUGUGAGCACCAUAGCUCAGCGGUUAACGACGGCAUUUCAAAGAGAGAUGGACGAAAAGUACAUUGAAUCAACGAACAAAUUUGUUCCUGCUGAAUUUGAGGAUCUUAUUAGUGGCAGGGUCCUAUAUAAGGAGGAACAAGGUAUAUUAGCGAGACGCCUGCUUGCAAUACUGUCGAUAUUACAAGAUUUAUCGAAAGAUAAUGAAAUAAAUGAAUUUAUGGAUAUGUUUUGUCAAAUAUGCGCUCUUCUGGAUACAACGUCAUCGGGAUUACUAUACAGCGGGUUCUUAAUAUCCCUUAUACAUUUGCUAAUAACUCUUUUACCAUUAUACAUAUCUCAAAUUAGAGUUAUUAUACGUAACAUUAUAAUAUCUAGACCUCGACCGAUGGUAUCCUGUUCGGCUCUACCGCUAUUGGUAAAACUUUGUAGGGAAGAGACAAAUUCGAAAGAAAAAGGAAAAAGUUUAUUAUGUGACGGUAGUUCGGGAAAUUUGAGGGUAGAUUUCGAUCAAGGUGUACUUUUGUAUAGGAAAGAUUCGUGCCUUCUCCAAGUUCUACUUAAGCAAGUUGAGACGGCACUCAAAUGUAUGGAGACAGAUCGUUUGGUGGUUCAAGCUUUGGCAGUCGCACGAAACUUGCUACUGUUACAUUCGAGUUUGACAAUUGCAGAUAAUACUAGAUGCGAGUGCAGACUCGUCCUAUUGCAAGUAAUCGUAUAUGCUCUGUGGAUAUGCGCACACGCCAUCAAGGAUGUAGCCAGCACACUAACACAGGGUGUUCUAGCAACGUGUCGAAGUGGUCUGGAAUUGAUUUACCUCUGCGUGACGAGGGACGUGGAGUUCGUAUCCCAGUUGGAUUAUCACGAAGGACAUUUGAUACAGCUAUGUGAGAUUAUUAGACAAUAUGAACAUAGCGAGAUUUUUGGUUCUAUGCUAACAGAGAUAUCUACAACAUUCCAAGCAUCACCCGAAGAUGAGACCCCAGCAUUCACCAAACAGCCCUGGAUAAAUAGUUUCCAGACUUUCUCCAUCACAGAUUAG